CCACACAAUGUCAGCGCCACUUAAUAUACGCCGAAGUGCAGCAGCAAGCAUCGCGCGCUCGUUAUUUUUAAUAUUGUUGCUCAGUUGCCAAGGUAUUUCUGGCAUUUUGGGCAAAUCACAGCUGUGUGAAGUUGAAACGGGACAAACGAAUAUUAUAUUGGAUAUAGAAGAGAGUCGUGGUGAUUUUAUUGGCCAACAAACCACGCCGCCGGAGUUGCCAAUCUACGGUGAUCCCUACACGGAAAUUGCAUCGAUCGGCCUUCCUAAAGGAACCUGACAUUCCUGCUGAUUGCAAGAAAUUGUGAAGCUGCUGCAGCCGCUCGAUCGCGAUGAGGAGAAUCUGAGUCACACGUCUUCAG
Molecule: messenger RNA, 359 nt
Organism: Bactrocera oleae (olive fruit fly)
Lineage: Eukaryota; Metazoa; Arthropoda; Insecta; Diptera; Tephritidae
Source: RefSeq, a predicted model, not a curated record